This is a messenger RNA of Coregonus clupeaformis (lake whitefish), 835 nucleotides long. RefSeq lists its product as uncharacterized. Gene Ontology annotation, biological process: regulation of attachment of spindle microtubules to kinetochore; spindle organization; mitotic sister chromatid segregation. The transcript is spliced from 8 exons. The coding region runs from base 116 to 730 and encodes 204 amino acids. Gene Ontology annotation, cellular component: kinetochore; mitotic spindle; microtubule plus-end. Lineage: Eukaryota; Metazoa; Chordata; Actinopteri; Salmoniformes; Salmonidae. The record is from RefSeq and is a predicted model, not a curated record.
GCAAGUGGUACGGAAAUGACGUUCCUACAAUUUUCAAAUCUUCGAGCGCUUUUCAAUGGUUUUAUCAUUGAGUAAAAUAUACGCAGGUGUGUGACCUGAUGGCAGUGCUGCAGAAAUGAAGAGAGCGGCCAAUAAAUACGAAUUCAAAGAGACAUCCAUACCGUCAGACUUCAAUUUCGUUCCAGCUAUUUCUAAGCCUCACAAUAAGAACGUACCAAGAAAUCAUUUUGUAGCCAAAAUGCAUAAAGGAGCUUCCACCAGACAUGGACAGCAGCAGUCAGAACUGAAGGGCCAGAAUAAACUUUUAGGGGAAGCCAAUGAGGAACUGCAGAAAAAAAUUACAGAAACACAGCAAAAAGUUGCCCAGCUGGAGCAACAAUACAGUGACCUCCAGGGAACCAAUGCAGACAUCCAGAAACAUCUGAAGGACUGCCAUGCGCUACUAGUCGCUGGAAAUAUUGAUCCAGGAGAGGGAAUUGGAGAAACUGCACUGCAAAAUGAGGAUCAACAGCGAGAGGUGGUGAAUGUAUCCCGAGAUCUGUUAAGUGAACUGCGGACAUUUGGUGACAUGGCAACAGAACAAAGUGCACAACUAACAGAAGUUCAAAAGACCAUGAAGGAUCUCACGGAGGCUCGGGAGCAUCUCGUGCAGGAGAGGGAGAAUUUCUCCUUGGAAGUUGAAGAAAUGGAGAAGGCUGUUGAGGAUGCAGAGCAGCUUUUAUUGGAGUAGAAACUGUGUGCGCUUGCUUUUAUUGCUUUUAAUGUAAAUGUAAUUAUAAAAUGUUUUGUAUAUUUCACCUAACUUAAGUUAAAUUGUUAAUACUUGCAAACAGUU